GCUGACACUCCUAAUCAUGGCUCUGAUAGGAAAUGACACCCCAGCUCGCCCCGAUUAUGUCCCCCAUUACCUCCUGGCGGGCGACCCUUUCGCCUCCAAGCUGUCCAAGGAGGCCGACAUCGUGGCUGCUUUCUACAUCUGCAUCAUAGGGAUCAUGUCAGCCAUAGGAAAUGGCUAUGUUAUAUACAUGACCAUCAAACGCAAGACAAAGCUAAGGCCGCCUGAGCUCAUGACAGUCAACUUAGCCAUAUUUGACUUUUGCAUAUCAGUCACAGGGAAGCCGUUCUUUGUGGCGUCCAGUUUCUCCCACCGCUGGCUGUUUGGCUGGGAGGGCUGUCGUUUCUAUGGCUGGGCUGGCUUCUUCUUCGGUGUCGGCAGCCUCAUCACCAUGACCGUAGUCAGCCUAGACAGAUACCUCAAGAUCUGCCACCUCAGAUACGGAACGUGGCUAAAGAGGCAACAUGCUUUCCUGAGUAUGGUGUUUGUGUGGCUGUAUGCAGGCUUCUGGGCCACCAUGCCCCUGGUGGGCUGGGGCAGCUAUGCUCCCGAGCCCUUUGGCACUUCCUGCACUCUGGACUGGUGGCUGGCCCAGGCUUCCGUGGCGGGCCAGAGCUUCGUCAUUGCAAUCCUCUUCUUCUGUCUUAUCUUCCCCACCGGCAUCAUCGUUUUCUCCUACGUCAUGAUCAUCUUCAAGGUCAAGUCCUCAGCCAAGGAAAUCUCCCACUUUGACACCAGGAACAAGAACAGCCAUAAUCUGGAGAUGAAACUGACCAAGGUGGCGAUGCUGAUCUGCGCUGGUUUCUUGAUAGCGUGGAUCCCAUAUGCAGUGGUCUCAGUGGUGUCUGCGUUUGGCGAGCCCGACUCAGUGCCUAUCUCGGUCUCAGUGAUCCCCACUCUGCUUGCUAAGUCCUCUGCCAUGUACAACCCCAUCAUCUACCAGGUCAUCGACCUGAAACACUCCUGCGCUAAAUCCUCCUGUUUUCAAGUUCUGAAGAAGCGCACACAUUUUAAAAAGUCAAGGUUUUACACAAUUUCUGGCUCGCUUAAAGUCAGUCCGUCCAGUAAUGAGGCUCACAUUGAAAUGUGAGAGAAAAACAGUGGUAAUCUCCUAUGAUUUGACACCUGUCCAAUCACAACCCUGCUAUCAUCUGUAAAGAUAUUGACCACCGCUCAUCACCCAAACCUACUGUACGCUAACCAGCCCUGCUGUAUCUAUGUUCCUGCUCCAAACAGCUCUCUGUGCUCUCCUACCUCACGUCCCUCUGUUGUUUACAGCUCAAGGCUGUUGUCGAGAUGUAUUUUUACACUUUGUACAGAUGGUGUAUUGUGACACCUGUGACAUGCAUAUUUAAACUUGAACCUUUAUGUGCUCCUGAAAGAUCUAAACUGUUGUUAAGAACGAGGUAUGAUAUACAGAUGUUGGAUCUUAAUUUGACCAGUUUUGUUGCAGGAUUAAAAUAAUCCUGCAGCAGGAGGAGGAUUAUUUGAUUAUUCUCAAAAAAAGUUAUAAUUUCUAACAGGAAAAUAGUUCUGAUAGGCUACAGUAGGCUACAGUUUAGGUGUGAGAUCUAGUGAUAGAAAGAGAAACUGCAGGUUUUCAGGGACAUUAUGCUACGACUAGGACUCUUAAAUGUUCUGUGGAGCAAAGUGAUCAAAUUAAGAUACUAUAUCUGUACAGAGUGCUGGAGAGACUGUGGUGUUGAUGUUGGAGUUAAGCGUUAAUCACUGCUUCGGGCAGGUUUGACUGUAGCAGCACUUUUCAUCAACGGUCAAAGUCAUCAUAGGAUUCUUAGUGUCACUGGAUACAUGUUUAGAGACGUCAUUGACAUCACAAACUGCACACUCCACUGUGAGGUAGCCACCAGCGCAUGUUAAUUGGACCAAAUAUCAAGUCACAGCGCAACAAUGUCUGUUAAGAGUAGUGGCUAUGUGGUACAGCACUAUGCUCCUGUCAUCGUUAUCCAUUCUGUAUUCGCAGAUGUUAGCCUUUACGUCUCAUAUACAAGACAUUAAGAACACCUUCCUAAUACUGAGUUGCACCCUUCCUUUUACCCUCAGAACAGCCUCAAUUUGUCGGGGCAUGGCUUCGACAAGGUGUCAAAAGCGUUCGACAGGAAUGCUGGCCCAUGUUGACUCCAUUGAUUCCCAAAGUUGUGUCAAGUUGGCUGGAUGUCCUUGACCAUUUUUGUUACACACCGUAAAAUGUUGAGUGUGAAAAAUCAAGCAGCGAUGCAAUUCUUGACACAAACCUGUGCGCCUGGAACCUACUACCAUACCCUGCUCAAAGGCACUUCAAUAUUUUGUCUUGCACUUUCACCCUCUAAAUGACACACAUACACAAUCCAUGUCUUAAGGCUUAAAAAUCCUUCUUUAACCUAGAUCCUCACCUUCAUCUACAGGGAUUGAAGUGGGUUUAACAGUUGACAGCUAUAAGGGAUCAUAGCUUCCACCUGGAUUCACCUGGUCAGUCUUUGGUCAUGGAAAGAGCAGGUGUUCAUAAUGCUGUGUACACUCAGUUUAUGUUGAUUUGACAAGACACAAUUUAAUAAAAAUCCACAUGAUCAGAAGGAAUAAGACAACCAUAAAUGUGUUUUUUGCUUUUAUACCUUUCAAUUACUAAAUUAAUUAAAGUAAUUCAAUUAAUGAAAGUAUUUUGAGGUGCUAUUAAGAUCAAAGUCAGUUUUCAAAGUCAGUAACAUGUUUUUUAAAGUAUUUAUACUGUGUGUGCUUGUGUAUGGAGUCCAGGCUUUGAGUUAUAUGCAAGAAAACAAUCUUUAGAAAUACAUAAACAUUCAGUGCAAACAAUUAUCCUAUUGGUUAUUACAACUGUCAUAUUGUCUAUUAUUGUCUUUUAAAUCUUUCAUCUUUACUCUAACUGAGGGUGUCCGCAUUCAACACACUGAAAAAACAAAAGAGGCCCUAGUCUCGUUGACCUCCUUAGAACAAUAGGAAGGCAGAAGGAUCAACACACCUGCACUCAGCCUAAGGUCCUAACAUUGGCAAGAACAAUCAACAAUCUUUAUUUGACAGGAUUUAUUCAAAAUCAUACAACAGGUGGGUCUAAUCCUGAAUGCUGAUUGGAAAACCCCAUUCCAGUUUGCGUCUAUUCCACAAGUUACCACCGGCUAAAUCUAUGACGUUAAAAUACCUAUUUACUCUAUUCCAUCUGAUGGUGCAAUCCACUGUCUCAUCAGCCCAGCCAGGCAAUUUAUAAACUUGAUCUCCACUAUAAAAAGCAUCUAGACAUUAUCUCCUAUUUCUUUUAGACUAACAUU
This is a messenger RNA of Oncorhynchus tshawytscha (Chinook salmon), 3275 nucleotides long. Its product is annotated as opsin-5-like. Gene Ontology annotation, molecular function: G protein-coupled receptor activity. Gene Ontology annotation, cellular component: membrane. The transcript is spliced from 6 exons. Gene Ontology annotation, biological process: G protein-coupled receptor signaling pathway. The record is from RefSeq and is a predicted model, not a curated record. NCBI's taxonomy places the organism in Eukaryota, Metazoa, Chordata, Actinopteri, Salmoniformes, Salmonidae. Bases 17 to 1087 code for a protein of 356 amino acids.